AUGGAUCAUCUGCAGCCUUUCACCUUUGGUUCGCCUCGGCAUACCCAUUCAGAACCCAAGGCCAAACCUGCGCCGCUGGAUCGGCCUUCCUUUACAUUCAUCGAUCACGACGAUGACUUGACCUCCAAGAGAAUUAAAGAUGUCAAUGCACGCAAGGCUAUUCGCUCUCAUGUUAUGCGCGAUGUACGCCGACGUGAGAGACUCGCUGGGUUGAAACGAACCUCCAGACAGAAUCGCGGGCAAUCCGAUGCUUCCAAGGCUGCCGUUGAUGAAUCAAAUGAACAAAGACUGACGUUGAGGGCUUCACCUCACUCCUCUGCUUCGUCUUCCUUACUAGACACAGACUCUGGAGACUGUUUUACCUCAAUUUAUCGUGGGCGUCCUGUCAGGUGGUGUGCUGGUUAUCCUUUGCCUCUCCAUUCAAAUCCUAAUCCACCUACAUCAUGGUUUCUUGAUCCUUUCUUUACGCUGCCCGGUACCAGUGAGCUUCCUUCGAUGGUUGCCCGCUUGGUGUACUAUUAUUCAAACCAAGAGAUGGAACUAAUGGUUCGAUCCUCAUUCUCGGAUCCGGGUAGUUUCUUUGGGUUGAUGAGCAUGUGCGCUGCCCAUCGGGCCGUUCUCGCAAGCCAGCGAUCGGGUAAUUGGGACUCGGUGCUUACCAACGACCCUGACUAUUGUAUGAUGAGAGCAAAGUCCAUUCAAGAGAUGAGCGCAAAAGUACGGGAUCCGCGUCGCAGACUCAGCAAUGAGGCGUUUGAUACCAUAAUCAACCUCCUCACUGGCUCGCUAAUUAUCGGAGAGUUCAGCGAGGUCCAUACUCACUUAACAGGGCUUAAAAGUAUGGUUGAUCUGCGAGGUGGAAUAACAGAUGAGAGUAUUCGUUCUUCCUCUAUGUUGUCUGCCAUCAUCACAACCGACAUCAAAGCCGCCUCGGGCCUAAUGACCAGACCUGUUUUUCCAUUAACUUGGGAUGCACAGCCAAUCCCUUCGGAGAUCCAACAGCGAAUCAGACCACUGGCUUCGUCUCCUCUCAACAGACUAGGCACGGGAUUUUCUGCCAAUACAUUCCUCAGUCCCUCCUUAUUGAAAAUUAUAAGCGUGCUUCGUGACAUGGUAUUCUUUAGCAUCACUUAUCAGACAAAUCCUACAGUGAUUAAACCUGGUGACCAAGACUUUUUCCGCAUCCUCAACUGCGAAGCAGAGCAUCAACUUCUCAGCUAUAUCUAUGCAGAAGGUUCCCCCAAUCCAGAGCCCAAUCUUCAUCCGAUUGAAGCAGUCACUCGAGUGGCUUCUAUUUGUUAUCUCAAUCAUUUUCUGAUUGUCUCGCCUUCAUCAUCUGGGUUGGGUCGAGCCCUUACGAAACACCUCAAGACAGCGUUGGAUAGCUACAAAUUGUCUCUUCUUGUGGGAUUACCAAAUCAAAACUUUGGACUUUAUGUUUGGGCAUUGUUCGUCGGAGCCCAAGGUGCCCUAGGACAGCCUGAAAGACAAUGGUUUGUGGAACGGCUGGCCCGUGUCGCAAUGAUAUGUGGAUGGCAGUCGUGGGAGCAAAUUUCGAAACUUAUGGGCGAUUUUUUCUUUGUUGCAGCUUUGGACAGCUUGAAUUGGCGCUCUAUCUGGGACGAAGCGAUGACUGGGUUUGUGAUAUCCGAGUCGGAGGAAUUGGAAUUCUCAUCUCUUCUUGGGACGAGUGCUCUCUCCCUUACUUAG
Messenger RNA from Penicillium samsonianum, 1710 nucleotides. RefSeq lists its product as uncharacterized. The record is from RefSeq and is a predicted model, not a curated record. Bases 1 to 1710 code for a protein of 569 amino acids. Lineage: Eukaryota; Fungi; Ascomycota; Eurotiomycetes; Eurotiales; Aspergillaceae. The transcript has 5 exons.